Messenger RNA from Trichosurus vulpecula (common brushtail), 387 nucleotides. It is a transcript of the gene DPEP2NB, whose product is annotated as DPEP2 neighbor. Bases 1 to 387 code for a protein of 128 amino acids. Lineage: Eukaryota; Metazoa; Chordata; Mammalia; Diprotodontia; Phalangeridae. The transcript is spliced from 2 exons. The record is from RefSeq and is a predicted model, not a curated record.
AUGUCUGACCGGAUCUUCUACAUACACUCCAACUUAUCCUUUGUUCCUUGGGAGGGCAGUACAGCAGCAGCUGCUGCUCCCACUUCUCCCCCCACACCUGGUCACUACCAUGUCCUCUACCGAGGUUGUGGGGAGACUCAGGUGGGCUGGCAUGGGGAGACUUACUGCCUAGUUGGUGGUUACCGAGCAUAUGGGGAUGCUCCUAUGGUCUCCUUGGAAAAGGCAGAAGCAGAGAAACCAGGCCCCAGUCGAACACCCAAGAGGCACCAUGCCCUGGAAGAGCCUGACAAAGAGCUGGGAGGCACCAGUCCCAAAGUCCUGCGGCGGUGGCAACGUCGGGGGAGGAGACUUCCCAGCCAAAAGCACUCGAGCCAGGCAGCUUCCUAG